CGGGACCUUUCCACACCGACCCCUGUCCUUCUUACUUCCGCUCGGUCGCGCAGCUUAUCCCGAUCAUCUGACACCAGGACAAAUGGCGGACCAGGAUGGCAGCGACACAUCUCCGACAGUACCACAAGUCUCUGACUCGCACCCAAACUUGACCCUCUCCAGUGGGCCUGACUCUUCAACGUCCGGCCAGGCCCUGUCCACCACCCCAACCCUCAGCCCAUCACUAUCACCUACACCUACUCACAGCAACAAUGCUGCUAACAAAGCAGAGCCGUUGGUCCUCAAGAUCAACGAGAGACAGAGACUGGCCCGGGAACGUCGAGAGGAAAGGGAGAAACAGAUCGCUGUCAGGGAGGCUGCGUGGCAGGAGAGGGAGGAGAGGGCCAGACACUACUAUGAGAAACACCUGGAGGAGAGGAGGAGGAAGGUGGAGGAACAGAGUAGGAAGGAGGACAGGAGACGAUCUGCUGUGGAGGAGAAGAGAAGACAGAACCUGGAGGAGGAGAAGGCCCGUCAUGAGGCAGUGAUGCAUCGGACAGUGGAAAGAAGUCAGAGAGCCAAACCCAACCACUGGACUUGGGGCGGGACCAUGACCACACCCACCACACCUGGGGGUUUUGUCGAGUCGUCGUUCCUCUAUCCCCUCGACGUAGCAGGGCUGGAGCACCAUCUCCAAGGUGCAUUCAGUGUCUACCGCAGAUACGGCCUGAGCCACCAAUAUGCUGACAGACGGUCUGUGUCGACCGUGAACCUUUCCAAACAUGCAGCUGAUCCAGUUAUAACCAAGAGACUGUCCUACUCCUCUGCCACACUCUUACACUCUCCAGACAGAGGCAUGCGUCAAAACACAGUGGUCAAGCGUGUUCUACAGCCCACACUCUCCUACUUGGCACGCAGCCGCAGCGCCAUGAGCUUGUCUGGAGACACUGGAGCCAUGCCUGCAUGUCCUCGCUCGGUGUCCUGCCACCCUAUGGGAUCUAUGUCCUUCAAGUCCAUCCAGUCCCAGCCUCUGACCGUCUGCCGCAGCCAAGAGCCACUCCUCCCCAGGGACAUGACCAACCGCCGGAGGACCACCGGAAAAGCACCGGAUAAAAAUAGGGACUCAGUCAGAAAGUCUUGGAGCAACCUCUCCAUGCCUCUGACCACGCCCCUCUGACCACACCCCCUCUGGCCACACCCCCUCUGACCACACCCACUGCCAACAUGUCCCGGUCGCCACAGAAAC
Molecule: messenger RNA, 1225 nt
Organism: Oncorhynchus gorbuscha (pink salmon)
Lineage: Eukaryota; Metazoa; Chordata; Actinopteri; Salmoniformes; Salmonidae
Product: ensconsin-like
Exons: 10
Coding region: 83-1156 (357 amino acids)
Biological process (GO): microtubule cytoskeleton organization
Cellular component (GO): microtubule cytoskeleton
Source: RefSeq, a predicted model, not a curated record